CCGUUGUUGGGUGCGAGACAGCUCAGCUCUUCUCCGGCUAAGCCCGGGUUCCCGGCUCGCUCCGCCGCCUCCGCACCGCUCCCGCCCUCACCGCCGCCGCGCCACCAAGCUCCGCGUGCUCUGCCGCUUGCUCCGGCGCUGGCGACCCCACAGAAUCACCGCGUCUUGCGGACCCCGCGCAAGGACGCCGGCCCCACGCCCCCACCCACUCUCGUAACCUCCGCGUCCCCCGCCGCCGCCGCAUUCCCGAACCCUAACGCGGGGUCUCAGACGGAACCACCUAGGGCGGCUGCGGACGAGGACCCCUCCGCGUCGCCACCUCCGGCCGCGGACGAGAAAGCCUACACGGCGUCGCCUGCCGAUGCCGCGGCGAAGCCGCCGCCCGCACGGGAGGCGCGAAGGAUGAAAACGAAGUUCAUAAUAAUCCGGAACCGUGUCCCCAAGAGCACGUUGCAGGUGGGGGAGGGAUGCGCGCCCGAAAAAUCCUCGACUGAAAAUGCUGCUUCGGAUGAAGCGGUGGGUAAGGAACACAGCGUUAGAGAAACUGCAGUCGAGAAGCCAGCUGCUGGCUGUGACGAAACAUUGUUGGGGGAGGAAAAAGUUGGUGGAGGAGCCUUACUUGUGAAGCCGGCGGUGGAUGGUGAUGCCUGUGAGGCAGAGGAAGUGGUGAGUAUGCGCAUUGAAAAGGAUUAAUUGGGGAUGUCGGCGUGGCAAAGGAAGGUGAUGACGGAGGUGUUUGUUGGUGGGCAUGAUGGAGAAGUGAAAGAGGAAGAUGUGAGGGCGGUGUUCGCGAGGGCGGGGGAGAUCACGGAGGUCCGGAUGAUAAUGGAUGCAAGGACGCGGAAGAACAGAGGAUACUGCUUUGUGCGGUACCGUGAGUCAGCGCAGGCGAAGAAGGCCAUUUCAGAGUUCUGCAAAGUGAAGAUUUGUGGCAUCCUUUGUCAAGUUGAAGCUCUGGAUGUGAGUGAUAAAAUUUUUCUUGGAGAUAUUGACAAGAAAUGGAAGAAAGAAGAUGUCAUGAAGCUACUUCAGAAAACUGGAGUUGAGAACAUUGAUACGGUGACACUUAUGGCUGACUGUAAUAACCCUAGUUAUAACAGUGGAUAUGCAUUUAUUGACUGGACGAAUAGAGAUGCACUGACGGCAUACAGAAAGCUUUCAAAGCCAGGUGUUUUUGGCAGAUGUCUAAAUGUAACAGUUGCAUGGGCUGAUCCACUGAUUGAGCCCAAUGAAGAAGAGAUGCCUAAGGUUAAAUCAAUUUUUGUGGAAGGUACACCAACUUCCUGGGAUCAAGCUAAGAUGAUAGAAAUCUAGAAAUAUGGAGUGAUCCAAUGUGUCGCUCUAGCACGUGAUAUACAGUCAGCUAAAAGGAGUGACUUUGCAUUUAUUCAGUACACUACUCAUGAAGCUGCAAUCUUGUGUCUUGAAUCAUUUAACCAGGAAAAUUAGCUGACGAUGGUUCAAAGGCCUCUUCUCAUACUUGGGCUAAAUUGGAUGUUUUUGGUUAAUGUAGUUAUUUACAUUAUCUGUGGUCCUUGACAGGUGAAUUAUUAGAGUCUCGCUGGCUAAACCUGUCGGAAAGGGCAAGCAGAAGAAAGAAGACAAAAGAAUUAGUAAUAGCCAAAAAAGCAAAACAAAGAUUUCCAAAAUCUAAACUGAACCAGACUGUAUUCAAGAUGAUCACCACAUAUAUUCUGGAGUGAAGCGGCCUUUUUCAACACUGGGUGACGAUCCCUCUUAUUCCAUGAGGCUUAACUAUUGCCCUCGACAUGAGAGCAGCACCAAUCCUAGAGCAACUUCGAAAAAAAAGGGUGUCCCCAGUGCUGAAAGCUCCCACAAAAGCUAUGGUGUGCCACCCACUGAUAUAUCUAGGGCCUCGCCAUAUUAUCAUGGAAGCAGCAGAUAUCCGGCAGAUAUCUUGUAGUAGCAAAACCAUCAAUGAGUAGUAAGGCGUCACAAGCUGGUCCUUGAGGACAGCCACAUGGAAGCAGACAUUAGCCACAAUGCGAUAGAGCAGGCUUGCUUCUUUUGUAGAUUCACAAGGAGGCUCGUCUAAAGCCCAUAUACCUGGAUGGUGGCAGAAGAUCCGGCAAUUGUAUGCAUGACUAGCUGUGUAUUAUACAUCGAUGCCCCUUGUGCAGCUUACCAAGCAAAAGAGGCCAAGGUGAAACAUGCUUUUGGUAAUUUGUCUAACAUCUAACAGGAGAUGCAAAUAUUUUCCUGUGUGAUGAUUACUGAUAAUGGUCAUAAUCUGCUCAGAUUUCUGUAAGGAUGCUGCAUCCUUGAUUUUCUGUUAGUAUAGCAGUUACAAUUACUCCCCAUUUAAUCUCUUCAAAUCCUGAUGGAAAGCUUUCGAUUGAA
Panicum hallii is the source of this 2361-nucleotide messenger RNA. RefSeq names its product heterogeneous nuclear ribonucleoprotein Q-like. The record is from RefSeq and is a predicted model, not a curated record. NCBI's taxonomy places the organism in Eukaryota, Viridiplantae, Streptophyta, Magnoliopsida, Poales, Poaceae. Gene Ontology annotation, cellular component: nucleus. Gene Ontology annotation, molecular function: mRNA binding.